Molecule: messenger RNA, 5645 nt
Organism: Ictidomys tridecemlineatus (thirteen-lined ground squirrel)
Lineage: Eukaryota; Metazoa; Chordata; Mammalia; Rodentia; Sciuridae
Source: RefSeq, a predicted model, not a curated record
UCCCAGUGCCAGUCACAUGAAAAAAGAGUUUGAUGUGGACACCCUCAGUAAAUCAGAGCUGCGGAUGCUGCUAAGUGUGAUGGAAGGGGAGCUGGAGGCCAGAGACCUCGUCAUUGAGGCCCUGCGGGCUCGCAGGAAGGAGGUGUUUAUCCAGGAAAGGUAUGGGAGAUUUAAUCUAAACGACCCGUUCUUGGCACUCCAGAGAGACUAUGAAGCAGGUGCUGGUGACAAAGAGAAGAAACCAGUUUGUACCAAUCCCCUCUCCAUCCUUGAAGCAGUCAUGGCCCACUGCAGAAAAAUGCAAGAAAGAAUGUCCACACAGCUGGCUGCUGCUGAGAGCAGACAAAAGAAGCUCGAAAUGGAAAAGCUUCAGCUGCAAGCCCUGGAGCAGGAGCACAAGAAGCUGACUGCCCGCCUUGAGGAGGAGCGGGGUAAGAACAAGCACGUGGUCCUGAUGCUCCUGAAGGAGUGCAAGCAGCUCUCAGGCAAAGUCAUAGAGGAGGCACAGAAGCUGGAAGAAGUCAUGGCUAAACUGGAAGAGGAGAAGAAGAAAAUGAAUGAAUUAGAAGAGGAACUCUCCACUGAGAAACGGAGAAGCACAGAAAUGGAAGCUCAGAUGGAAAAACAACUCUCUGAGUUUGAUACAGAACGGGAACAGCUGCGUGCCAAGCUGAGCCGAGAAGAAGCACACACCACUGACCUCAAAGAGGAGAUAGACAAGAUGAAGAAGAUGAUUGAGCAACUGAAAAGGGGAAGUGACAGCAAACCAAGCCUCUCUCUCCCACGAAAGACAAAAGAUAGGCGUUUGGUUUCCAUAUCUGUGGGAACAGAGGGACCUGUGACAAGGUCUGUUGCUUGCCAGACAGACCUAGUGACAGACAGCACUGACCACGUGAAGAAGUUGCCUUUGACUGUACCUGCAAAGCCCUCUACAGUUUCUGCAAAUGCAAAAGGGAAUGUGUGUACCAAUGCCACAUUGGUCAGACCAGGUAUUGACAGGCAGGCUUCCCAUGGUGACUUGAUGGGCUCCUCUCUGCCCACUCUUCCACCUCCAAGUGCAAGCAGAGUUGAGGAGAAUGGACCGAGCACUGGCUCAACACCUGAUCUAACAAGUAGCACACCCUCAGUUCCCAGUAGUGCUGCCCCUCUCACUGCUCAGACACCAGGCACAGCUCCUCAGAAUUCCUCGCAGACUCCACCUAUGCACAGUUUACAUUCACCAUGUGCCAAUGCAUCUUUGCAUCCAGGUCUCAACCCAAGAAUCCAAGCAGCUAGAUUUAGAUUUCAGGGUAAUGCUAAUGACCCAGAUCAAAAUGGAAAUACUACCCAAAGUCCUCCAUCAAGAGAUGUCUCUCCUACAAGUCGUGACAACCUAGUGGCCAAGCAACUAGCUCGGAAUACCGUGACCCAAGCACUGUCAAGAUUUACAAGCCCUCAAGCGGGUCCUCCCCCCAGACCUGGAAUGUCCCCCACGGGGGAUGGUGGCACCUACUCUGCUGUCGGUCGGACAGGUUUAAAGACUCCUGGUGUAGCACGAGUUGACAGAGGAAAUCCUCCUCCUAUCCCUCCAAAAAAGCCAGGGCUCUCCCAAACUCCUUCUCCGCCACACCCCCAACUCAAGGUUAUUAUGGAUAGCAGCAGGGCUUCAAAUGCAGGAGCCAAAGUUGAUAACAAAAUUGUGGCUUCAUCUCCCUCCAGUUUAGCCCAAGGGAACAGGGUAAUAAAUGAGGAGAACCUCCCUAAAUCAUCCUCCCCUCAGCUGCCACCAAAACCAUCCAUAGAUUUAACUGUGGCACCCUCAGGCUGUGCCGUCUCAGCCCUGGCCACGUCUCAGAAAAUACAAAAGGUAAAAUGUACCAGAGAAGAGCCUUCUUGCUGGUCACCCUCCCUAACCCCUUUGCUAAUGAGUGGUGGUCCUGCCCCCCUGGCUGGCAGGCCCACCCUUCUUCAGCAAGCUGCUGCCCAGGGAAAUGUCACUUUAUUAUCAAUGCUGCUUAAUGAAGAAGGACUGGACAUUAAUUACUCCUGUGAAGAUGGCCAUUCUGCCUUGUAUUCUGCUGCUAAGAAUGGACAUACAGACUGUGUGAGAUUGCUGCUGAAUGCAGAAGCCCAAGUCGAUGCUGCUGAUAAAAAUGGCUUCACACCCUUGUGUGCUGCAGCUGCUCAGGGACAUUUUGAGUGUGUAGAAUUAUUAAUUGCAUAUGAUGCUCACAUUAAUCAUGCUGCUGCUGGAGGACAGACACCUCUAUACCUGGCCUGUAAAAAUGGAAAUAAAGAAUGUGUUAAACUCUUGUUGGAAGCUGGCACUGACCGAAGUGUAAAAACCCAAGAUGGUUGGACACCAGUUCAUGCAGCUGUGGAUGCUGGUAAUGUGGAUAGCCUCAAGCUUCUCAUGUACCAUAGAGCACCAGCUCCUGGAGACUGUUUGAGUGAGGAGGUGCCUGAGCCAGGCUUCUUUGCCUUGGAUGGGGGAGAAGACUGUCUUGAAGGCACGUCGAAGCCUGCUGUUCCUGCAGACCUCAUUAACCACGCUGACAGAGAAGGCUGGACUGCUGCCCAUAUUGCUGCUUCAAAAGGUUUUAAGAACUGCCUAGAAAUCUUGUGUAGGCAUGGAGGGCUCGAGCCAGAAAAGAGAGACAAGUGCAAUCGGACUGUGCAUGAUGUUGCCACAGAUGACUGCAAGCAUUUGCUGGAGAAUCUGAAUGCUCUUAAAAUACCCUUAAGGAUUUCCUUGGGUGAGAUUCAACCAGGCAACUGUGGUUCUGAUGACUUUGAAUGUGAAAACACAAUAUGUGCUUUAAAUAUCCGCAAACAGACAUCAUGGGAUGAUUUUUCAAAAGCAGUGAAUCAAGCCCUGACGAAUCAUUUCCAAGCAAUCUCUUCUGAUGGAUGGUGCCGUCUGGAAGACAUGACAUUUAAUAACACUACAGACUCCGACAUUGGCCUCAGUGCAAACAGUGUACGAUCCAUCACGCUAGGAAAUAUGCCGUGGUCCACUGGUCAGAGCUUCACCCAGUCCCCAUGGGACUUCAUAAAGAAGAACAAGGCAGAGCAGGUCACUGUGCUUCUGUCAGGUCCCCAAGAAGGCUGUCUCAGUAGUGUGACUUAUGCAUCCAUGAUCCCUCUUCAGAUGCUACAGAACUACCUCAGACUGGUUGAGCAAUAUCAUAAUGUCAUUUUCCAUGGCCCAGAAGGAAGCCUGCAAGAAUACAUAGCACAUCAGCUUGCACUCUGCAUGAAGCACAGACAACUGGCUGCAGGAUUCUCCUGUGAAAUAGUGAGAGCUGAAGUGGAUGCUAGUUUCUCCAAGGAACAGCUAGUAGAUCUGUUCAUCAGUAGCGCUUGUCUGAUUCCAAUGAAACAAUCUCCAGUUAAGAAGAAAAUCAUCAUCAUCUUAGAGAAUUUGGAAAAAUCUUCAUUGUCUGAGUUGUUGGGGGACUUUUUGGCACCUCUUGAGAAUCGCAGCACUGAAAGCCCAUGUACUUUCCAAAAAGGAAAUGGAAUGUCUGAAUGUUAUUACUUUCAUGAGAACUGCUUUCUGAUGGGAACCAUUGCCAAGGCCUGUCUCCAGGGCUCCGAUUUGCUGGUACAACAACAUUUCCGCUGGGUUCAGCUGCGAUGGGAUUGCGAGCCCAUGCAAGGACUGCUACAGAGGUUCUUAAGAAGGAAAGUCAUGAAUAAGUUCAGAGGUCAGGUGCCCUCACCCUGUGAUCCUGUGUGCAAGACCAUUGACUGGGCUCUGUCUGUCUGGCGACAGCUCAACUCCUGCCUGGCCCGCUUGGGCACACCUGAAGCACUUCUAGGGCCAAAGUAUUUCCUGUCUUGUCCUGUAGUCCCGGGACAUGCCCAAGCAACCGUGAAGUGGAUGUCUAAGCUGUGGAAUGCUAUCAUCGCACCCAGAGUUCAAGAAGCAAUACUGUCAAGAGCCUCUGUGAAAAGACAGCCUGGCCUUGGGCAGACUGCUGCUAAAAAGCACCCUAGCCAAGGACAGCAGGCUGUGGUUAAAGCUGCUCUCAGCAUCUUGCUUAACAAAGCUGUUCUGCGUGGCUGUCCCCUCCCCAGGGCAGAGCUAGACCAGCAUACAGCUGAUUUCAAAGGAGGAAGCUUCCCUUUGUCCAUAGUUUCAAGUUAUAGCAAGAAAAAAGGAGAGAGCAGUUCCUGGAGAAAAGUGAACACCAGUCCUCGCAAGAAACCUGGCCGCUUCUCCUCACCCUCCUGGAAUAAGCCAGACCUGAGCCAUGAAGGUAUAAAAAGUAAGACUAUAUCGCAGUUGAAUUGUAACAGAAGUGCCUGUCUGUCAAAGCAAAAGUCCUUGGAGAAUGAUCUGUCAUUAACCUUGACUUUGGAUCAGAGACUCUCUCUGGGUUCAGAUGAUGAAGCAGAUCUCGUCAAAGAACUUCAGAGUAUGUGCUCCAGCAAAUCUGAAUCUGAUAUAAGCAAGAUUGCUGAUUCCAGGGAUGACUUAAGGAGGCUUGAUAGUUCAGGAAACAACCCUGCAUUUUCAGCAGUUGUUAAUAAUACAAGAAUGCCAGUGUCACAAAAGGAAGUCAGUCCUCUCAGCAGCCAUCAAACUACCGAACGCAGCAACAGUAAAUCAAAGACCGAGUCGGGUGUCUCCAGAGUUAAAUCUUUCCUUCCUGUUCCUAGAAGUAAAGUCACCCAGUGUUCCCAGAACACCAAAAAAAGCAGCAGCAGCAGUAAUACAAGGCAACUAGAAAUCAACAACAAUUCCAGAGAAGAGAAUUGGAACCCACACCAACACGAACAAAGUAGAAAAACCUAACCAACAGGCCUGCCUACAACAUUCUCACUACUAACUCCUGUAUAUUUCUCUCAAACACCAAGGACAAGAUGUAAAUACCUUCAAACACUGUAAAAUAAAGUAUGAGUGCGGGACCACUAUUCAAUCUUUUGUAAAGAAUGUAUUUAUAACUAACUCUUCUUUUUUAAAUUCUGUAGGAUUGAACUUCAAUAUAAAGAAGUUAUGCCAACUUUUCAAGUAGUUUUUUAAUAGAAACAUUGUAAUAGUUUUAAUCAAGAUGUUCAGGGGUAUCAGAACUCUGUACUGUAUAUUGCUCUCUGUACAUAUGUACAUAUGUAUAUUUAAGGAAUCAUUGCAUAUGUUACAAAGUAUGUAUAACAUUGGCUUAGAUGAUAUGUAUCAUUUUAAAUGCAGAUCAUAAUUUUAUGUUCACUUGAUGGAGAAUGACUAGAAUGGGGCAAUAAAUAACAAAUCAUUUCUAAGCAGUUAUUUUCCAUUACAAGCCAUAUUAAGUAUUUUGCCUGUUAAAUUCUAGUUUUACAUUUUUGAAUACUUUAUUGGCUACAUUGCCAUUUGGUUGCAUCAUGUAUAUAUUUAUGCUUAUGAGUUUGCAUUAUAACUCCUGUAAAAUAUGAAACUAUAAUGCAAUAAAAGUGUUAUCUUUCUUAAAAAAAAAAAGUUUUGUACCUAAGUGGAUAUAAGAGAUACCUGCAUAAAGACUUCAAUAAAUUAAUUUGGAGUUAAUCCCCUCUUAAGUAUUAUUUCUAUUAGCACAACUGAUAUUAAAAUUGAUAUUUUCUAGAAGUGAUUUUCUAAAAGUAUUGAUGAAAUUACUUAUUCAACUCAGUUAAGAUGCUUUGACACAAAAUAAAACAUUGAAUUA